UGCUAUAGGGUGGCUUUCAAAUGACGUUAUUAGAUUUUCUAUACAAAGAAGUGGAAUACAAUCCGUGUUUAUGUUUUUAAACAUUUUAGAAAGGGUACUUUUAAAUUAAUUGAGAAUAACAUGUAAUAUUUUAUAUUAUUUAAAUGAAUUAUUUCUAUUGCCUGAAAGACUACAAUCAAAAGAAAAAACUAGGUAAAAGUAGAGCAAGAUUCGCUCUAAAGCUAUCCCUGUCAGACCGAAAGUGGUAAAAAAAUUUUUUUCAGCCAUUCGUUGAGAUUUUGACCCACUAAACAUAAUGGUGCAAGAAUUUUUUCGAUAAUUCUUACCGUUUGGCCUGUACAAAAGUGACAGAAAGUCUAAAUGCUUUAGCCACCUUCUCAUAAUUUUCAAUUGUUAGAUACGGGUUGACUAAUAAUUAUAUAGAAAAAGAUUUUAAUUAAAUUUGAAUAUAUUGUAAAACUUGAUAUUAUGAACAAAUUCUCUUUUCUAUACAUGUCACUGCCUCUCGGCUUUAGUUUUCGAGAUAUUUGUAACAAACGUUUGCUACUCUUACAAUAUAUUCUGCGUGAUGAAUAGGAAAAGGUUGUUCAAAAUAUCAAGUUUUACAACAUAUUCAAAUUUCAUCGAAAUUGGUAAGCAAGGAAUUUUUCUAUAUAAUUAUCAAAGAAACCAUUCCAAUGCUUAUUUAUAACAUAUUAAAGAAGCAGAACAAAAGGAGAAACGAAAGAAUCUUUUACGUGUCAGCUGGUCUGCUGUUGAAAGCGAUUCCUGUUUAACGAAUCCAUGCAGGAUCAAAAGGAUGGGCGAGGCAAAAGCAGAAGGAUAAUAUGAUAUACAGGGAUUGGCUGGAUCCCCCAUAGAUAUAUGAAAUACGUGUCAUGGGGUCUCCCUGUUUCGAGUCGGAUCUCCUCGUUCGCUGUAACAACGUGUAUCCCCUCGAGGGAAGAAAAGAGAUCUUCAUCGUGUCUGUCGAGUGCCAAGGGCUCAUCCAUUUGAGAGGAUCAUUGUCGAGGAUCCGCGAUUAAGAUCGACGACCCUUUAGCCCGAUUACCACCAGCCAUAGAUACCCGUGUAUCCGUUUUUCUUUUUUUUUAGCCCUCUUCCGCUUUCAUAGCCGUCUCGCGCCGACAGCAAUAAUGGAAAUUUCCAAGCUGGCAAAUCAACACGAGAGCCUAUAAAUAAUAUAAUGCAUUCAAUUGCAACGAAGUAAUAAAUGUUAGGACAGAAAAAGAAGUUAGAAUUUGGUCGCAGGUAAGUCGUAGGACCUCCGCAAGAAUAUUCUAGUGUUUAUAGUUUCAGCUUUAUGACUUAUUUUUACGAUUCGUCUGACAGCCGAGGAUGGUUCGUUCGCUUUAUGGCAGCAAUAUUCCCAAUAUUCUCUAACGGACUUCUCUGGUUACUUUCAGGGAAUAAGUUGACCGUUUCUGGAAAGCUGAAAACAAACGAGAGAUAUUCUACGACUUACCCUCCGGUAAUAAAAAUUUAUUGGCACAGUUUACCUCUGUGUACUUCCAAUUACCUGGCUAAAGGUACCAAAUACAAAUCCUAUUCUCGAAUAGAAAAAAGAACAGAAAGAAAUUCCGGGUUUGGCGUUGCGCCAAAAUUUCUUUGUCAAAGGAAACCAUCGAACUUGCUGAAAUUCAAUUUGCCUACGUCGUCGUUUCCGUCGCCAUGAAUACCAUAGCACGGUGAAAUUAAUUUCACGCGCGCGUUUAACGGCGUCGCGACGACGUGAAAAAAAGCCGGCGUCCUAUUAGGCCACGCCCACCUCGGAGCGCGAUUCGACCGGAGACUCGCCAAUCGUAACGCGCGUUACGUCCGUGAAGGGGUUAGAAAUCGUAGUGGGGGUUAACGUUGAACACACCGCAUACACGUGCGAAUGACUUGUGGAACCCUGCACAUUUCGAUCGUUGGAAACUACCGGAAAUUCAAACACGUUCUGUGCCUCAAUUAAAUUCUGUAUAAAAUUUCAAUCUUUCAGCUGAUUAGUAAACAUUUUUAGGUGGGUUAAAAUGAGCCACAUAUUUGUAAGGGUGAAAGUGACGAGACACAACGUAGGGAGUUGGGUUGAGAUCGAUAAAGUCUCGUUGCUAAAGCGUUGCUAAAGAAACUUGGCGAUCGCGUCACCUAUGUAUAUCGUGUAAACAUUUAAAACAAGUCUAGUAACCAUGUCGUACCAGAGGAAAAAUUCUUCCACUCUGUCCAGUUGGAAGUACAAAGCCUAUGAACGACACCGUUCGAAGGUAAAGCAUGCCACGUGCGCGAUCGACGUGAAGCCUCCGAAAGACAGACCGCACGUUUUCUUCAACGCGAAGGGCUUACAAUUGGAGAAAGAGAAGCAAGAUCGAAUCAUGAGAGACAAUUUCAUUCUUCUAAAAAAAUUGCGCGAUAUCAUGCACCGGAAACGAACCACAGAAGAGAAUCACAGACUCAGAUGGGACGAGUCCAGAUGCAUCAGAACUCGUUGA
Osmia bicornis bicornis is the source of this 2468-nucleotide messenger RNA. RefSeq lists its product as uncharacterized. Bases 2169 to 2468 code for a protein of 99 amino acids. The transcript has 2 exons. NCBI's taxonomy places the organism in Eukaryota, Metazoa, Arthropoda, Insecta, Hymenoptera, Megachilidae. The record is from RefSeq and is a predicted model, not a curated record.